UCUGUCGGCCAACAUGAAGGUGUGGACGUUUUUGUGGAAAUAAUGACACAGAUUAGAGUAUAUCUACGGGUACUAUGUAUGACAGACUUUGGUCUGGCUCCGAUCAUUAUGCCACUAAUUGUUUUAUAGCUGUGUACAAGCUACGCUAGCUAACGUUAGUUAUACUCAGCGAGCUAACGUCAACAAUUUAGCGUUAGCUAACGUUAGCUACCCCGGCUGACACCACCGGAUUCGCUGUUUGUGCUGUUAUGGAUGAUUUCCUGCUCGCCGUACAGCUCCAGGAGCAGUUUAACAGUGAAUACGAGACGUCAUUAUUUUCAUCAAACGGCUUUGAGGAUGAUGGCCUCGGACACAGCAGUAAGAAACGGAAGGUGGAGGUAGCUGGAGGCAGCAGGGAUGUCGUUCCCUACUGGAAGCCGGCUGUCCAGCCCGAGAGGCCGAUGUCCAUCGUGGACGAGUCCUGGGAGAUGCUGGACCCUAACCCCGAUGUCAGAGCCAUGUUUCUGGAGUUUAAUGACAUGUUCUUCUGGGGGAAACUCAGCGGUGUCGAGGUUAGGUGGAGCCCAAGAAUGACGCUGUGUGCAGGUGUGUGUUCCUAUGAGGGCCGAGGAGGACUGUGCUCAAUCAGACUCAGUGAGCCCCUGCUGAAGCUGAGACCAAGAAAAGACCUGGUGGAGACUCUCCUCCAUGAAAUGAUUCACGCGCUGCUGUUUGUGACCCAGAACAACAGAGACCGAGACGGCCACGGUCCUGAGUUCUGCAAACACAUGAACCGGAUCAACAAGGCCUGCGGGACGAAGAUUUCUAUCUACCACAGUUUCCACGAUGAGGUUGAUGUGUACCGGCAGCACUGGUGGAAAUGCAACGGCCCCUGCCAGAACCGCAAGCCCUACUUUGGCUAUGUGAAGAGGGCCAUGAACCGGGCUCCAUCUGCUCAGGACCCCUGGUGGGAGGACCACAAGAGGACGUGUGGAGGGAACUACACCAAAGUCAAGGAGCCGGAAGGAUACGGCAAAAAAGGCAAGAAGGAUGGUAAAAAAGACGUGAAGAGCUCAGAGAAGAAGGCUCCAGGAACUGGAAAACCUUCAGGUUCAGGAUCACAGGACAUAAGGAACAUUAUCCCGUUCAGUGGCAAAGGCUUCCUGCUGGGAGGGAAGUCACAGUCCUCGACGUCUUCCUCCACAUCUGACACGCCAGUAGUGCCUGCCUCGUCCAGCCUCCUCUUCUCUCCGGCCGACGGCCUCAGUCCUCCGGCUCGUUCGGGCCCGGAUCACAAAGGGACCUCGAGCACCUUUCCCUCCAUCAGACCAGCUACCUCCACGGGACAGAAGCCCCCUGUAAAGAGGUCUGUCAGUAACACAAGGGUCUUUGUCAGCAUCAACGGCUCGCCAGUGAGGAUCCCCAAAUCCUGCAGCGGCAGCAGCCAAGAGGCAAAAAAAAUCAAGCAGAGGUCCAUCGAAGACCUCUUCAGCAGCAGAAGCCCCCGGAAGUCAAUGAGUCAGUCCUCCACCUCGAACACAGGGACUGAAAGAGACUCACUGACAUCAGCAAACAGGACGAGUGCCUCCUCUUCUUCUUCCCUCUUUCCUAAACGAGACUCAGCUUCCUCCCCCAGAACUGUCGUUCCAUCAGGAACCAAAGGCAGCCCCGCUGAACCGUCACAGUCCAAGUACUUCAGUCACUCUGAUGGUGACGGUGCAACAAGGGCUGCUGGUGGGGGUCAGGCAUCGAGGAAGAGGCCGUGGGACGACCGCAGCAGCUCAGCCGCCAUCUUUUCCUUCUUCCAGAAGACGUCAGGCAGCAGUUCAGCAGCAUCGUCACCCGCAGUGCAGCAAAGACCUGCCACCACCUCCUCCUCGCCCUCCUCUACCUCCUCCCUGCAUUCCUCUGCAGAGCUGCACGGUGUGACCCCCUCCUCCUCCUCCUCCUCCUCCUCCUCCUCCUCUGCACUGAUGGUCAGCUGUCCCGUGUGCCAAGCGAAGGUGCAGGAGUCAAAGAUCAACGAGCAUCUGGACUCCUGCCUCUCCUGAACGAGGAGCAGCAGGGUGGAGGAGGGUGAGCAGUUAAACCAGCUGCCACGGGUGAGGAAGAGUUCCAGGCAGUUUGAAACGAUUGAAACCGUUUUAAUACCAGACUGGAUUGUUUUCUCUGAGCCUCUCAUGUCACCUCACUGUAUUAACGACAGUUCCUCUGACAGUUUGUGCCUUACUGCGCUAACAGAGCGGGGUUUUACAGAUUCACUGUUCACUGACUUUUACUUGAAUUCAUUAUGUCGUUUUUAUCAGCAAAACAAACAGAUUUCUGUCAGUUCUGUCUGUUGUUUGCUCCAAGUUUGUGUAUUUGGUGGAAUAGUAUGAUGUGAAAGCACACUAAUGGCUAAAAUCCUGAAGUUACUAUAGUAUGUGUGUGUGAAAAGGUUAUUUUUGGCUCCUCUGGGGACGGAUGGCUUCGCUCGUCGCUGUAGUUUGAUGCAUCGGCUGCAGCUGACCUCUGCUGAACUGCGGGAAUCAGGUUGCACUCUUACCAGCUAUUUAUUUCUGCAUGUCUUCACACUGACCCUGCGUCCAUCUGCAGGGUCACGCGGUGCAGGAGCGUCUGAUCACAGCAACAACACUGACGAACGUCACGUCAGAUCCACAGCAGAAGGACUGAGGACGCUUCAAAUGCUUUUGUUGGUUUUAUCUUCGAUUUUACUCGCACAACAUGAGAAGUUUAAAACUGUGCGUCCCACAUCUGUGUUGUUUGUUUUAAAGGAAAUCGUUCAAUAAGUUGAGCUUCUGUUAUAUAAUAAAACAUUU
Messenger RNA from Chelmon rostratus (copperband butterflyfish), 2798 nucleotides. RefSeq names its product SprT-like N-terminal domain (gene sprtn). Bases 249 to 2030 code for a protein of 593 amino acids. Gene Ontology annotation, cellular component: nucleus. Gene Ontology annotation, biological process: DNA repair. The record is from RefSeq and is a predicted model, not a curated record. NCBI's taxonomy places the organism in Eukaryota, Metazoa, Chordata, Actinopteri, Chaetodontiformes, Chaetodontidae. Gene Ontology annotation, molecular function: polyubiquitin modification-dependent protein binding; single-stranded DNA binding; metalloendopeptidase activity. The transcript has 5 exons.